Molecule: messenger RNA, 1929 nt
Organism: Pestalotiopsis fici W106-1
Lineage: Eukaryota; Fungi; Ascomycota; Sordariomycetes; Amphisphaeriales; Sporocadaceae
Product: rhamnogalacturonate lyase C
Exons: 2
Coding region: 1-1929 (642 amino acids)
Biological process (GO): carbohydrate metabolic process
Molecular function (GO): carbohydrate binding; catalytic activity
Source: RefSeq, a predicted model, not a curated record
AUGUUGCCACCAUCACUCAUAUAUUUUGUCUGGUUCUUUGGCGCAGUUGAGGCCAUUCUGAAUGCAACGGAGUCAGCAACUCAAUAUAUCCUUCAAAACGAUGAUCUUUAUGUAGCAGUCAACAAAAGCAACGGCCAAGUCGGGAAGAUUCUUCUCCAAGGUGAAAAUCUCCUCGGAGCGACGGGCAAAGGCCCUUACGUGGACUGCUCAUGUGUACCAAGUGGGUUCUGGGGUCCCGGCAACCCAGAUACAUCUUCUUAUCGUCUGAUUACUGGUUCUGACGCUUCUCAUACACCCUACGGCGGUAUUGUUCUCAAUGACAAUUACGGAAAUCAAUCCAUCGAACAAUACUGGUUCCUUCGAGAGGGUGAAACCGGCAUUCACACAUUCACUCGAGUAUAUUACUACAACGGCACGGGCCUUCAGACUCUCGGAGAGUUGCGCACUUUAUUCCGGCCCAACACGGAUCUCUGGACUCACUUGUAUGCCAACCAAGACAACUGGGCACCCCGGCCCACUUCUGAGGGUGUUCCGGCUCAAGAUGCAACAGGAUACGUUGGAAACCUGACCGAUAUGGCCUACGUUCAGCAAUACGCCAACUUUUUCACCAAAUAUGCCUUUGCGGAUCAAUGGCGAAACCAUAAAGUGCAUGGAAUGUAUGCAGACGGAUCUACCAGUAAAGGGAAUGUCACCUAUGGUGCAUGGCUAGUACAUAACACUGUGGAAACGUACUAUGGUGGCCCCUUGCACUCGGAUAUAAUGGUUGACGGCAUAGUGUACAAUUACAUCGUGUCCAGUCAUCAUGGAGCGCGAACGCCGAAUAUGACGGAUGGAUUUGACCGCACCUUUGGGCCACAGUACCAUCAUUUCAACAAAAAUGGUUCACUCCAAGAACUUGCGGCGGACGCUGCACAAUAUGCAGAUCCGGCCUGGAAUGCUGAUUUCUAUGAUGAAUUAGCAAAUCACGUGCCCAACUAUGUCGUCAGUUCACGGCGUACCACCUUUGAGGCGACUAUUUCUGUGCCAAAGACUGCCAGAGAGCCGAUAGCAGUGCUAGCAGAAAACCAUCAAGACUUUCAAAGCAACACUAUUCAUGGCGAUAGCUUGCAAUACUGGGCAGAGAUUUCUAGCAGUGGAGAGAUUGAGAUACCCAGGGUGAAGGAGGGCACGUACAGAUUAACAAUCUAUGCGGAUGGUGUAUUUGGAUGGUUUAUCCAAGACGACAUUCGAGUGAGCACCUCCAACAAGACCGUGCCGCAUUUCACCUGGAGCGAGGAAGAAGCAGGGACAGAAAUAUGGCGCAUCGGCACUCCAGAUAAGUCUGCGGGGGAGUUCAAGCACGGCAAGCAACCAUACAAGGAAAAAGAGCUGCAGCCUGAUCAGUUCCGCAUGUAUUGGGCCCUCUGGGACUUCCCAUCCGACUUUCCCGAUGGGGUCAACUAUAAAGUGGGAGAAAGCGUUCCCGAGGAGGACUUCAACUACAUUCAUUGGAGUGUCAUUUCACAACCGGGCAACUUUUUCCGUUCUGAGCCGUACUACGAUAAUGUCAACAACUGGACGAUUCGUUUCGACCUUGCGGCUGAAAGCCUGGCACGGGUGGAAACGGCCACAUUCACAGUGCAGGUCGCGGGCGCCAAAACAGGCAGUAGGAACCCUGAAUGGGUCAACCUACCAUACACCCUAAAUGUCAACGGCGCCGACGUUGAGACGUACAUUAUCCCGUGGAAUGUCAGCACCUCUUGCGGCGUCAGAAGCGCUGUCAGCUGUCACAACUUUGCGCACAAAUUUGUCUUUCCCACCAGCAUACUUGUCCAAGGUGAAAACUUCUUUGUUUUGAGCCUUCCAUUCAACGCUUCCAGUGUGGAGACGGCUAUGCUACCAUGGACCACGUAUAUUCAAUACGAUGCACUACGACUGGAGCUUGAGUGA